Pleurotus ostreatus (oyster mushroom) is the source of this 318-nucleotide messenger RNA. RefSeq lists its product as uncharacterized. The transcript has 3 exons. NCBI's taxonomy places the organism in Eukaryota, Fungi, Basidiomycota, Agaricomycetes, Agaricales, Pleurotaceae. Bases 1 to 318 code for a protein of 105 amino acids. The record is from RefSeq and is a predicted model, not a curated record.
AUGCUCGGUGCUAACAUGUCCAGCUUCCUUGUAUCGCAAUCUUUUGCCAUUCGUACCAGCGCUGCUCCGGCUAUUCGCAGACGCUACCCUGCACCUGGCCCCCCGCCCUUCUUCAGCAUGUCCCUCUUUGCGCUAUCCUUCCUCGCCCCUCCCGCCGCUCUCCAGGUAAAGACGUCGUACACGGUGCACGACUUCUGGCUCUCGCAAGCGUCUCACUCUAGCGGUGUCGGCGUGACGUCUCUCCCGCGCGCUCCUAGUCCCAGUAUUCUAAAUCAUAUUCCCCGCAUCAACGGCGCUAUCCCUACUCUCGUGCCUUAG